Messenger RNA from Lycium ferocissimum, 2991 nucleotides. Its product is annotated as serine/threonine-protein phosphatase BSL1. Gene Ontology annotation, biological process: brassinosteroid mediated signaling pathway. NCBI's taxonomy places the organism in Eukaryota, Viridiplantae, Streptophyta, Magnoliopsida, Solanales, Solanaceae. The record is from RefSeq and is a predicted model, not a curated record. Gene Ontology annotation, molecular function: phosphoprotein phosphatase activity; protein binding.
GUAAUUUAGUUGGUGAUGGGUUCGAAGCCGUGGCUACAUCUGGCUCCAACCUAUCGUAUAUUAGAGACGUUUUGGGAUACAGAUGAAGGCCCAGGUCCACGUUGUGGUCAUACGCUUACUGCUAUAGCUGCUACCAAGACUCAUGGUCCAAGACUCAUACUCUUUGGUGGUGCCACUGCUAUUGAGGGUGGCAGUGGUGCUGCCCCUGGCAUAAGGCUGGCUGGUGUAACUAAUUGUAUUCAUUCAUAUGAUGUUCUUACCAGAAAAUGGACCAGACUUAGACCUGCUGGUGAGCCACCUUCACCAAGAGCUGCACAUGCUGCUGCUGCUGUUGGAACAAUGGUUGUCUUUCAGGGUGGGAUAGGACCAGCAGGGCAUUCAACUGAUGAUCUUUAUGUGCUUGAUUUGACAAAUGACAAAUUCAAGUGGCACAGAGUUGUUGUUCAAGGUCAAGGUCCUGGACCGCGGUAUGGCCAUGUAAUGGACUUGGUUGCACAAAGAUAUCUGGUAUCCGUCAGUGGCAAUGAUGGGAAAAGAGUUCUUUCUGAUGCUUGGGCCUUGGAUACUGCUCAGAAACCUUAUGCGUGGCAGAGGCUGAAUCCAGAAGGUGAUAGACCGUCAGCUAGAAUGUAUGCAACAGCUAGUGCUCGGACCGAUGGCAUGUUUUUGCUUUGUGGUGGGAGAGAUGCUUCAGGCACGCCCUUAGCAGAUGCCUAUGGCCUGCUUAUGCAUAGGAAUGGCCAGUGGGAGUGGACUCUUGCACCAGGAGUGGCACCAUCACCAAGGUAUCAACAUGCUGCUGUAUUUGUUGGUGCAAGAUUGCACGUUACAGGAGGUGCUCUUAGAGGUGGACGUGGAGUAGAAGGUGAAGCAGCUGUUGCAGUGUUGGACACAGCUGCUGGAGUUUGGUUAGAUAGACAUGGACUGGUAACUGCUUCACGUGGUAGCAAGGGCCAAAAUGACCAAGAUCCUUCUUUGGAGCUUAUGCGUCGCUGUCGCCAUGCAGCUGCAUCUGUUGGUGUUCGGAUAUAUAUCUAUGGUGGUCUUAGAGGAGAUACACUUCUGGAUGAAUGUCUGGUUGCAGAAAAUUCUCCAUUGCAUUCUGACACCAAUUCCCCAAUCUUAACGUCUGAGAGAUCCCCAUCCAUUGGCUCAACUCCUGAUGGAAAACCUGAGACCCACCCAUCUGGUGGGUUGAGCAUGGAUAAAGAUUCUAUGGAAAAGUUGACCAAGGAUUUUGCUGCUGAAGCUGAGGCUGCUAAUGCUGUCUGGCAAUUAGCACAGUCUGCAUCUGCCACUCCUGAAGUAACAUCGGUCUCUGACGAGAGCUCUCAAGUUCCAGACACCGCUUCUGAGGGUAGCGAUAGUGAGUCAGCUGUCCGCCUCCAUCCUAGAGCUGUCGUAGUUGCAAAAGAAACUGUUGGGAAUCUGGGGGGAAUGGUGAGGCAGUUGUCAUUGGAUCAAUUUGAAAAUGAGAGUAGACGAAUGCUUCCGUCAUAUAAUGAUAUUUCAAAUCCAACAAAAAAAUUCGCAAGGCAGAAAUCACCUCAAGGAUUGCAUAAGAAGAUCAUAUCCACUUUGCUUAGGCCGCGAAAUUGGAAACCACCUGUAAAUAGAAAGUUCUUUCUUGAUUCAUAUGAAGUGGGUGAGCUUUGUUAUGCAGCUGAGCAGAUCUUCAUGCAUGAGCCUACAGUUCUUCAACUGAAAGCUCCUGUCAAAGUGUUUGGUGAUCUUCAUGGACAGUUUGGUGAUCUGAUGCGGCUGUUUGAUGAAUAUGGAUUUCCUUCCACUGCUGGAGACAUUACUUACAUUGACUAUUUGUUUCUGGGUGAUUACGUUGAUCGAGGACAGCACAGCUUGGAGACAAUCACUUUACUCUUAGCUCUAAAGAUUGAAUAUCCAGAGAAUGUACAUUUGAUAAGGGGUAAUCAUGAAGCUGCUGAUAUAAAUGCACUUUUUGGCUUCCGUAUUGAAUGCAUUGAGAGAAUGGGAGAGAGUGAUGGGAUCUGGGCAUGGACGCGUUUCAAUCAACUUUUUAACUAUCUUCCAUUGGCUGCUUUCAUCGAAAAGAAAAUCAUCUGCAUGCAUGGUGGCAUAGGGAGGUCAAUAAAUUCAGUUGAGCAGAUAGAGAAGAUAGAGAGGCCAAUAACAAUGGAUGCUGGUUCGAUAGUCCUAAUGGAUUUGCUAUGGUCCGAUCCCACAGAAAAUGACAGUGUAGAAGGAUUAAGACCUAACGCCAGAGGACCUGGUCUUGUAACAUUUGGGCCUGAUCGGGUAACUGACUUCUGCAAGAAAAACAAACUAGAGCUGAUUAUUAGAGCACAUGAGUGUGUUAUGGAUGGAUUUGAAAGAUUUGCCCAGGGGCAGCUGAUUACUCUUUUUUCUGCCACCAACUAUUGUGGAACCGCCAACAAUGCUGGUGCUAUACUAGUAGUAGGCAGAGGGUUGGUUAUUGUUCCAAAGUUGAUCCAUCCUUUGCCGCCUCCUCUUCAAUCCCCUGAAACGUCUCCAGAACGAGUCAUGGACGACACCUGGAUGCAGGAACUCAACAUUCAAAGACCGCCUACUCCUACUAGGGGUCGUCCACAACCAGAUCAUGACCGGAGCUCACUUGCCUAUAUUUGAUGCCCGGUCAUCUAUUCGGGUUAUUUCAUUUUGCUCUGUUGUGGAGUUGCAAAUUCCAUCGGUGAUGCAUUCAUAGAUUGAUUGAAAAGUCAGCGCGGAUUGACCAUGUAUAUCUCUGUAGUCUUCAAAAGCCCUUCUGUAUUCUACAGAUACUAGUCAGAAGGCAUCCAAUGCUGUAACAUAGCUGGAGAGGUAGAGGUUUAGCUGUUAAGGAGUGUGAGAAGUUGACAUAGAUUAGUAUUAAUGAUGUUUAAACAGGGUUAUUUAUAGUGGAAGGGAGUAUUGUUAGCAGAGUGCUAGGUGUUGUGAUGUAAAAAGCUAUAGAUAUUUUAUUCUUAAAACUUAAUCAUCAGUGUGGUUUCUCCA